Messenger RNA from Haemonchus placei, 2181 nucleotides. Lineage: Eukaryota; Metazoa; Nematoda; Chromadorea; Rhabditida; Trichostrongylidae. The record is from the annotation of a GenBank genome assembly.
ACGUCCGAAAAGGCUGCAGUAGAGAAAGAACGAGGUGAGGCGGCUGCUGGUGAUGAGCUUUGUGAUUCGGAGGUAUACAAAGUCGACAUACCAGCGAACAGAUAUGACUUGUUAUGCGUAGAAGGGCUGACUAGAGCCUUGCGAGUUUUCAAAAACGAAGACAAAUGGAAUGGUUUUGUUUUUAUUAGCACCCUUGUUAGAGUUAGAACUAACCCAUUAGUGUUGCUUAUUUUCUUCAAUUUCAAGACAGCUGCAGUGCGUCCUUUCGUGGUCGGCGCUAUUCUUCGUAAUGUUUCGUUCGACGCAGAUAACUACGCUUCCUUCAUUGACUUACAGGAUAAACUUCAUCAGAAUAUUUGCCGCAAACGAACCCUGGUGGCUAUCGGCACUCACGAUUUGGACACUAUUUCUGGUCCCUUCAAAUACACUGCUGACCUUCCAAAUGACAUCAAGUUUAUCCCACUCAAUCAAACUAAGGAGUUCACGGCCGUCGAGUUGAUGGAGUUUUACUCGACUGAUAGUCACCUAAAGCCUUAUCUGCCGAUAAUUCGUGAUAAGGAGCGAUACCCGGUCAUUUAUGAUGCGAAUGGUAUAGUGUGUUCGAUGCCUCCCAUAAUAAACGGAGAUCAUUCAAAAAUUACUCUUCAAACGAAAAACAUUUUCAUAGAAGCCACUGCGACGGAUUUGCAGAAGGCAACUGUUGUUCUUGACACUGUCGUCACUAUGUUCAGUCAGUACUGUAAAGAACCAUUCACAGUAGAGCCAGUGGAAGUGGUGUACGAGGAGAGUGGUCGAAAGGAAGAAUACCCCGUGCUUGCCUGUCGGGAAAUUAUGGUGCGCGUUUCCGAAAUCAAUACAAAGAUAGGAUUCCAACUGGACGCUCAAAUAAUGGCUGAUUUGCUCAUUAAAAUGUCGCUGAAAGCUAAAGUCUUGACUGAAAACACGUUAAAGGUGACCAUUCCUCCAACCAGGCACGACAUUCUUCACGAAUGCGAUAUUGCAGAGGAUGUUGGUGUGGCCUAUGGUUUCAACAACUUGGUUCGUCGGCUUCCUGAGUCGAACACUGUGGCCGAGGUAUUCCCUUUGAACAAGUUGUCGGACCUUCUUCGAGGAGAAAUAGCGGCUGCCGGUUGGACGGAAGCCCUCAACUUUGCUCUGUGCUCUAGAGAGGAUAUUGCAUCACGUUUACGGGACAACAAAGCACUUGAGAAUGCUGUGCACAUCUCCAACCCGAAAACGCAAGAAUUCCAGGUUGCACGGACGUCCCUACUACCAGGUCUCAUGAAAACCCUUUCCUCAAAUCGUGACAUGCCGCUCCCUCUGAAGCUUUUCGAGCUACAGGAUGUAAUCAUGAAGGACCCCUCUUCAGAUGUUGGAGCUCGAAAUGAACGUCGAUUAGCGGCUGUCUACUACAAUAAGACUGCAGGAUUUGAAAUAGUUCAUGGGUUCCUUGAUCGAGUGAUGCGGUUGUUGGAUUUGAACCCCUCAAAAGAAAAUGGAUACUAUAUUAGAGCAUGUGAUAACCCUACUUUCUUUCCUGGACGCUGCGCUUCUAUAAUUGCCCCAGGAAAUGUAACUUUGGGAGUUUUAGGUGUUUUGCAUCCAGAAGCAUUUUCGAUGUUAUCCGACUGCUUACUUAUCAUCGCAAUCGCCUUCUGCACUGCCUUGGCGGGAGAGGGUCUUACUUACGUUUUGGUCUACCGGUCAGAGCAGUAUAAGCGAUUGAAAUCGGAAAUGGAACGGAAAACCAAAAGGCUAGAAAAGAAGAAACAGGAAGUUGGAGAGGUCGUAGAUAAAAACGCCAAAAAACGUCUCGAACGAGAUGAAGAGAGGUUAAAGGCGACAAAUCGGGAUAUGUCAAUGUUCAAAAUGAAAUCGAUGUUUGCAAUUGGUUUAGCAUUUACUGCUUUGUUGUCUACAUUCAACUCAAUCUUUGAUGGACGAGUUGUUGCUCGUUUACCGUUCGUGCCGAUCGGUUUUCUUCAGGGUUUAUCGCAUAGAAAUCUAGUUGGUGAUGACAUGCGUGAUUGCUCAUUUAUCUUCCUCUACAUCUUAUGUACAAUGACUAUCCGACAAAAUCUCCAAAAAGCUCUUGGUUUCGCACCAUCUCGUGCGAUGAACCGUCAACAAGGUUCAGCCUGGGCACCAUCGCAACAACAACAAUUUAACUAUUUCCGUUAG